Molecule: messenger RNA, 986 nt
Organism: Ogataea haglerorum
Lineage: Eukaryota; Fungi; Ascomycota; Pichiomycetes; Pichiales; Pichiaceae
Exons: 1
Biological process (GO): translational elongation; translation
Molecular function (GO): GTPase activity; GTP binding; translation elongation factor activity
Source: RefSeq, a predicted model, not a curated record
AUGAUUACUGGUACUUCCCAGGCUGACUGUGCUAUUUUGAUCAUUGCUGGUGGUACCGGUGAGUUCGAGGCUGGUAUCUCCAAGGACGGUCAAACCAGAGAGCACGCUUUGUUGGCUUUCACCCUUGGUGUUAGACAACUUAUUGUUGCUGUCAACAAGAUGGACUCUGUCCAAUGGUCCGAGGCCAGAUUCGAGGAAAUCGUCAAGGAAACCUCCAACUUCAUCAAGAAGGUUGGUUACAACCCUAAGACUGUCCCAUUCGUCCCAAUCUCUGGUUGGAACGGUGACAACAUGAUUGAGCCUUCUUCUAACUGCCCAUGGUACAAGGGAUGGCAAAAGGAGACCAAGUCCGGUGUCGUCAAGGGUAAGACUCUUCUUGAGGCCAUUGACGCCAUUGAGCCACCUGCCAGACCAUCUGACAAGCCACUGAGAUUGCCAUUGCAAGAUGUCUACAAGAUCGGUGGUAUUGGUACUGUUCCAGUCGGUAGAGUUGAGACUGGUGUCAUCAAGGCUGGUAUGGUCGUUACUUUCGCCCCAGCUGGUGUUACUACCGAGGUCAAGUCUGUCGAGAUGCACCACGAGCAGCUUGCUGAGGGUCUUCCAGGUGACAACGUCGGAUUCAACGUCAAGAAUGUUUCCGUCAAGGAAAUCAGAAGAGGUAACGUCUGCGGUGACUCCAAGAACGACCCACCUCAGGGAUGUGCUUCCUUCAACGCUCAAGUCAUCAUCUUGAACCACCCAGGUCAGAUCUCUGCUGGUUACUCUCCAGUUUUGGACUGUCACACUGCCCACAUUGCCUGCAGAUUCGACCAAUUGCUUGAGAAGAUCGACAGAAGAACCGGUAAGAAGAUCGAGGAGAACCCUAAGUUUGUCAAGUCUGGUGACGCUGCUAUUGUUAAGAUGAUCCCAUCUAAGCCAAUGUGUGUUGAGACCUUCACUGAGUACCCACCAUUGGGAAGAUUUGCCGUCAGAGAUAUGAGACAAAC